Molecule: messenger RNA, 8920 nt
Organism: Lepus europaeus (European hare)
Lineage: Eukaryota; Metazoa; Chordata; Mammalia; Lagomorpha; Leporidae
Product: nascent polypeptide-associated complex subunit alpha, muscle-specific form-like
Exons: 1
Coding region: 2503-7875 (1790 amino acids)
Source: RefSeq, a predicted model, not a curated record
CCUUAGCCCCCUUGCGCAUCAUUAACACGGACCCUGAGGCCUUUGCUGGGGAGAGGGGGGAGUGAGGAAGGGGAUAUGGGCUGCUGCCGCCUUUCAGAGUUAGCUGUCAUUGAAGUUGGGGUUGUAGUUUUACCAGGUAACAGCCAUCCUGGGAGGAUUUCUUCAGGGGUGGGCUAAAAGAUAGUAAGGAUGUGUGGACAUUAGGAGUCCCCUAGCCUAUUUUGUGAUUGAGCCAACUGCCUCAGAAGAGGCUGUGCUGGGCUCAGGGAUUCCUGCCUGUGAGGACUGGGUCACACAGGCAGGCCAGGGAGACCUGAGCUUUUGAGAAGUUCCAGCCAGCAAGUUGCAUCAAGGUUUUAGAUGGCAGGGCUUGGCACGGUGCCUUCAUCACAUGUCUGGAUGACAGGGGUGCUGGUGGUAACCGUGUCCUGCUGGGCCCCAGAGCUCUCCGAGGUCGGUUCGCUUGCCUUACGGGUGGGUGCUGAGAUAUUUCUGGUGUGCUGGAGUAAUGCCUGUACUAUCAUCUGGCACUUGGGAUUGAUUGAAACAAAGCCUGCCUUUGCCUCGGCUUAGGUGUUGGAAAUAGUGGAUGGAGAAUAUGGUGUGAAGGCAGGUUUUGAAUUCUGCUUAGAACAUGUCUCUGUAGAAGAAAAAAAUGUUUGAGGUGGUAGUCUGCAGAGUCGUGCAGUACUAAAUGAAAGGCAUCUUCAGGCUGUGAUCUCCGCUCCCCUGUGUUUAUGGUAAAUUUAAUAUUUCUUCGAGUUCCACCUGUCGCUUAAGGGCACCUUUUGGAGUUAAAAUAGAGUUGUUUAUGGCUGAAAGCAUUGAGGUUCUUCCUCUCCACCUGUCUGAUUUUAGCAGCUGAAGGGAUUACUACAGCUGCUAAGAGAAAGGAGGGGGCCGGGAGCUGGGGUGUGAGCAGUGUGAAAUACUGACCCACACAGAUCUUAAGGAAGGGGGAAAUAAAGGACUAGUGUCGAUCUAGAGAUUGUUUCGUUGAACAUUUACAAAUGUGGAGAGUGAAGUUCAGGUACAUGUAGGGUAUUCUGGUUUCAAGCUUCCUAACUAUAACGCCAUGUACUUCGGGAGCAGUCCCCAGACAGUGCUAUUUAAACAUACACCUGAAUAGUCUGAGUUUGUCCAGGUUUAUAAUAAAGCUGUGCUGGCUAGAACACAGGUUCUGUCUGUAGUUAAAUAGAAUGAAUGAAGUAGCUAGUUCAGGGAACAAAGCAGGUAAAAGUGUAUUCUAAUCAUAAGACUUUGAGCUAUCAAUUCUCUGGAGAAAAAUGGUUGAACCAUUUGCCUUUUCUACAGUGGGACGCCAUAAGAACUUCAGAAUUACUGGUUGAGUGAAUUUUGGGUGCUACUGGCUUUUUUUUUUUAACACCCCUUCUAGGCAUUGAGCAUUUGUUAAUCUAACCCUGUGUUACUCCUGAAUAACAGACAAUGGUGUUUUGCCCCUCUAUGACCAAAUCUUUUACACAGUUUUACUGUAGUGCCAACCAAGUAUUGGUCUGUUUUGAGAGAAUGAAAAAUAACUUGUCCAAAUUAGUGGGUAAGGAUCCAGUAUAUUCUCUCCACUCUAAUUCCCUCCUUCCAAAAUAGAGCUACAGUCUGGUUUAACAAGUUGGGUUACAGUUUCAUAAUACAGUCCCUACCUUUGUGACUAAGCUGUCUCCCUGGAGGUUUUAUUCAUCUUUGAUUGAUGUCUGAAGAUCUAACAUUACCAAGGAAGAUUUGUAGAGGCUAGAGGCCAGCCCAGUCAUGGUUGGUUUUCUUUUUGGUUUUGUUGAAUAAGUAACUUGGCAUAAGGAAGCUAAGGGAUUUAGUGAAGGACUAAAUUGUACCAGGCACCCAUUUCGUAAAACUGUAUUCUAGCACAGUCAGAUUUUUUUCCUAGUGGAAGCCUGGAAGUAUGCACACCCUGAUUUUCUGGUUUUUUGUUUGUUUUGUUUUGUUUUUUUCCUUAUUCAGCUCUGAUUUGCCAUUGUUGUCACAGUUUUCAGUAUCUGUUUCGGUCAGACCACGCUCCUUGGGUGGACAGGGUAGCACAGCUGUUGUUCAGUGGUAGUUCUGUCGGCUGUGUGAAAUGCUUGGGAGUGGGGUCCAUUUCAGGAGGCAGUUGGAGGGCACAGUGGAACACACUACAAAGCUGUUCCCAGCCUUCUGGACCUGUGCUCCCUCUUAUAGAUAAGCUUGUCUUGCAUUGUCUUCCUGUCCUAAAAUAGUUGGUUUAUUUUAGUAGAACUUGGGAAGUGUGGGGAGAUGAGGAGAGGAAUGUAUUCUCUUGAACACUGAUAGGUGUUUUGGGAAGGUUUAUUGCCUGUCACCUUCAUCUAAUCCUGCGUGGUGACUCUCAAAUCUCAGAUUUUAAAUUUCAGUGUUCCCUGUGAGGCAUGUUGUACCAAGUUGGGCUGCAUAACUCACCUUUGUUUUUGUUUUUGUUUUUUUCCUUCCCUUCUUUAUCUCUUUUUUGCUUUUCCAACUGUGCUUUUUUCAGCUAUGCGUGUCACUGCUGCCUUAGGGCAGCCUGGACCUGCCCUUCCCCCUCCUGGCUCCCUUGCCCCCCAACAGUGCCCUCUGGCAACUGCUAACCAGCCUUCCCCGUUCCCUCCUCCCUCUGCUAUUGCCUCAACCCCCUUUGAAGUUCCUUUUCCCCAGUCAUCCUCUGGAACAGCACUGCCUUUGGGAACUGCCCCUGACACCCCGGUUUUCCUGCCAAACCUAAUAGGGCCUCCAAUCUCCCCCGCAGCCUUAGCUCUGGCCUCUCCCAUGAUAGCUCCAACUCUGAAAGGUGCCCACUCCCCUUCAGCUCCCUUGGCUCUGGUUGCCUUGGCUCCCCACUCAGUUCCGAAGAGUUCUACUUUUCCACCUCUUAGCUCACCACCUGCAGUUGCUGUAGCUGAGUCAGGCGCAGUGACAUCUAAAUCAGGCCCCACUGCUCCAGAGUCAAAGACUUCUCCGAUUCAAAUUCCCCCUCAAGGAGUCCCUAAUCCGAAAGGUAUUGCCAGUGCUCUUCCCUCCAACCUUGUAACCCCCUUGGCAUCUGUUCCAUCGAGAGUAGCCUCCUGUCCUCAGACACCACCCGCCACUCCCCUGGCCAUUACUUCUCAGGUCACUUCCUCAGCACUGACUUCUCCACAAAACCCUGUAAACCUCCCCCUGAAGGAGCCUGUUAGUCCACCUGCUGCCUUACCCUUUUCCACCCAGUCUGUUCCUGUGGUAACCUCUUCUCAAAAGACUGUGGCUCCCAGCAGCCCUUCAGUUUUCCCCACCGUGCUGGGUUCUCAUCUUGGACCUUUACAUCCGAGUUCUUCUGUUGGUUCUCCUGUACAACCAUUAGGUCAGAGAGAGCCUAAUGAUCCGUGCACACUGCAUACCACUUCUCUAGAGCCUUCUUCAGGAGACUCUUACCUUUCUCAUAGGUCUGCCGUUCCUCCCCUUCCUUCCAGAAAUGAGCUGGUGACUACUCUUCCCGCAGGAGCUGCAGCUUCCCCUCUGGCUCCAUCAGUGAACAAAGGGCCCAUAAUCUACAAUCCUUCAGACGCCCCAGAUGUAACCACUUCUUCACUAUCUCCUACAUCCUCUUUUGUUCUCAAAGGCUCUCCUAAUGCCACUCAGCAGCAGCCUUUUGGAACGCAGAUUCUUCCUUCUUCGGGAACAGGCAUUGGAGAAGCACCCAUUUCUUCUGUUGGAACCUCCCCAUUUGUGAUGACUACUAACCCCUCUACAAUUUCUGCAGCACCUGCUACCUUUGAGGUAGCUACUUCUGUCUCUUCUCCAAUCUCAUCUGGUCCAGUAAGUGGUAAAGAACCAACUUCCCCUAGUGCCAUGGUUGCGGCACCUGUGGCUCCCCAAGUGCUUGCUCCUACUCAAGCAAUAGCUGGUCUGGCGGAACCAGUCUCUUCUCAGCCAGUCCCUGAAGACUUCAAAAAUCUCCCCACUUCAGAGUUGGUAAAGUUCCCAACCCAAAAAGAUCUUCAAACUAUAUCAUCCUGUCCUGUAGGAGCCCCAGUUUCUCCAGCCCAGGCAGGACUCUCUACCGAGAAUGACCCUACUCUACCACCAUUGGCCUUGGCAGCCUCUAAAAAUUCCCCUUGUCUUCAAAAUACAGCAUCAUCUCUGGACAUGCGACUUUCUCCAGAAGCUGCCCUAGCAAAGAAAAGCCCUGUGGGUCCUCUCCCUGUAGAUAAGUCAGCAAUUGCUACUGUUGCUCCUCUAGGUGUUAAUUCCCCAGCCUCUGUCAUCCAGACAGAUGCUCACAUAAGUACGGACCCUGCUAGUCUGCUUCUCAAAGGUUCUUCUGUGGCUCAUAAAACUCCCACAAGUGCCUCUGCUGUCACUACAAGCAGCCUUUUCCCAGAAGGAGCUGUCUCUUCAGCUCCUACCACAAAGGGAACUUCCACUCUUCCUACUUCACCUGUGGCUCCUGAAGCCUCUGGAAGUUGCCCUGUGCCUCCUGGGGUUUUAUCUUCCCAGACUAUUUCUGCUUCUGCAGAUGUCUUGACCCUGGCCCCUGAAAUUCCCAAGUCUGUGCCCUCUCCCUCUCUUCCCCCAGCUGGGACUUCUCCAGGCACAGAGAACGUUUAUGGUAUUUCUCAAACCUCAGCACUGGCUCCUGUGGUUUCCUCUCGCGAGAGUGCUGGUGCCUCUGUCACUGCAUCCUCCAAGGGCUCUCUGACUUGCGCGGCUGGCUCCCCGUCUCCUUCAGGACCUCUUGCAUCUCCUCAGACUAAAAGCCCUCCAGCCAAGAAGGGGUCUGCUCUUCCUGAUGCUCCAGCUGGGAAGCGCUCAUCUGCUGUCCCUUCAGGGGAAGCUUCCUCUCCUCCAGAGGCCGGUCUGUCUGUGCAAGGCCCCAAAAGCUCACCAGCCAAGAAGCAGUCUUCCGUUUCUCCAUCCUCCCAAGAGGCUCCCUCUCCCCCAGCUACCCCAUCCCUUAAAGGAGCCGCUGCUAAGACUUGUCCCUCUCCCAAAAAGGCCCCAUCCUCCAAAGAGGCCCCUGUUCCCCCAGCUGUGACUCCCUCCCCUAAAGAGCCCCCCAAAACUUUAGCCCUCAAAGAGGUCCCAGCUACCCCAUCUACCAAAGAGGACUCUCCUCCCCCAGCAGUGACAAUUCCCUCCUCCAAAAAGGCCCCAUCCCCCAAAAAGGUCUCCACGUCCCCAGCUGUGACACCUUCAUCUCCCAAAGGGACCUCCACUCCCCCUGUUGCAACUCUUCCCUCCCCCAAAAAGGCUUCAGCCCCAAAAGGAGGCCCAGCUGCCCCACCCCCCAAAGAGGUUCCCUUGCCCCCAGCUGUGACACCUCCCUCCCCUAAAGGAAACCCGAUUUCCCCAUCCCCUAAAGAGACCCCUAUGUCGCCAGCUGUGACACCCCCAUCUCCCAAAGAGUCCCCCGUUCCCCUAGUCGCAUCUCUUCCCUCUCCGAAAAAGGCCUCAGCCCCCAAAGGAGCCCCAGCUGCCCCACCCCCCAAAGAAGUUCCCAUACAGUCAGCUGUAGCACCUCCCUCCCCCAAAGAGUCCCCCACUCCCCCAGUUGCAACUCUUCCCUCUCCCAAAAAGGCCUCAGCCCCCAAAGGAGGCCCAGCUACCCCACCCCUCAAAGAGACCCCCGUGCCCCCAGCAGUAACACCUCCCUCCCCCAAAGAGUCCUCUGUUCCCCCAGUUGCAACUCUUCCCUCCCCAAAAAAGGCCUCAGCCCCCAAAGGAGGGCCAGCUACCCCACCCCCCAAAGAGGCCCCUGUGCCCCCAGCAGUAACACCUCCCUCCCCCAAAGAGUCUCCUGUUCCCCCAGUUGCAUCUCUUCCCUCUCCGAAAAAGGCCUCAGCCCCCAAAGGAGGCCCAGCUACCCCACCCCCCAAAGAGGCCCCUGUGCCCCCAGCGGUAACACCCCCCUCCCCCAAAGAGGCUCCCGUUCCCCCAGUUGUAUCUCUUCCCUCUCCGAAAAAGGCCUCAGCCCCCAAAGAGGCUCCCUUGUCCCCAGCUGUAGCUCCUCCCUCCCCCAAAGAGUCCCCUGUUCCCCCAGUUGCAACUCUUCCCUCCUCAAAAAAGGCCUCAGCCCCCAAAGGAGGCCCAGCUGCCCCAUCCCCUAAAGGGACCCCUACAUCUCCAGCUGUAGCUCCUCCCUCCCCCAAAGAGGGCCCAGCUAUUCCAGCCCCCAAAAAGGCCCCAGCCCCUAAAGGAGGCCCAGCUGCCCUAUCCCCUAAAGGGACCCCCACUUCUCCAGCUGUGGCACCCCCCUCUCCCAAAGAGGCCUCCCCUCCCCAAACUGCAAUUACUCCCACCUCCAGAAAGGCUCCAGCCUUCAAAGGAAGCCCAGCUACCCAACCUCCUAAAGAAGUCCCAACAACUUCAGCCCCUGAAGAGGUCCCCACUCCCCCAGCUGCAACUCCUUCCUCCCCAAAAAAGGCCCCAGCCCUCAAAGAGGCCCCUGUUUCCCCAGCUGUGACACCUCCCUCCCCCAAAGGGGCCUCUACUUCCCCAGAUGCUACUCUUCCCUCGCCCAAAAAAGCCCCAGCCACCAAACCAAACCCACCUACAUCACCUAAAGGGGUCCCCACUCCCCCAGCUACAACUGUUCCCUCCCUCAAAAAGGCUCCAUCCUCUAAAAAGGCCUCUACUACUCCAGUUGAGACACCUCCAGCCUCUAAAGGGGCCCUGACUCCUGCCACUUCUCCCCCCAAAAAGGUCCCGACCCCCAAAGCAGAUCCAGCUACCCCAUCACCCAAAGAAUCUUCCACUUGCCCAGUCAUGACUCCACUUCCACCCAAAGAGGCUUCCACACCUCCAGUUGCAGCUCCUCCCUCUCCCAAAAAGAUUGUCGCCACUCCAGCCCACAAAAGCAGCCCAGCUACUCCACCCCCCAAAGAGGCUCCCGUAUCCCCAGCUGCAACACCUCCCUCCCCGCAAAAGGCCAGAGCCACUUCAGCACCCAAAGGUGGCCCAGCAACCCCAUCCUCCAAAGGAGCCCCAGCUGCCCCAUUCCAUAAAGAAAUUCCCACUCCUCUACCUGUGACUCCUGUCUCUCUCAAAGGCUCCUCUAGUUCCCCAGUGUCAGUCAAAAGUACCCCUGAGGCCAUUGCCCCUCAGGCCUCUGCAGGGCUACCCCCUCUCAAAGAAGUACUUGUUGCUCCAGCUCCAGAAAGUGCACCCGUCACGACAGCUCCCACUCAGAAAGGUCCACCACCCAAGAAGAGUUCUGCUACUUCAGCUCCUGUGUGCUUGGAUCCUUCAGCUAAGACUGAUACUAAAGGACCUGUUUCAGCAUUGGCUACAGCCCCUCUACAGACAGUACCCAUUCACAAAGACUCUGCAAAGGCUGCAAAAGUGGUCCCUGUUUCUCCUGUGAAAGGCAAAGAUUCUUUUCAUUCCCCAAAGGGUCCCUUGGCUCCUCCCCCUGAGUCUGAGACAUCUCCCCCUCCAGCAGCAGCUGCCUCUGAGAAGGGCCUUCCUAAAGCUGGAUCAGCAUCUGUCUCUCCAGCAUCCACCCCACCAGUCUCUCUGCCUCUUGCUCCCUCCCCAGUUCCCCCUCUGCUUCCUAAACAGCAAUUUCUGCCGUCCUCACCUGGGCUGGUGCUGGAAUCACCCCCUAAGCCCGCAGCCCCUGCUGAUGAGGAUGAGCUGCCGCCUCUGAUUCCCCCGGAACCAAUCUCUGGGGGAGUGCCUUUCCAGUCGGUCCUCGUCAACAUGCCCACCCCUAAACCUGCUGGGAUCCCUGCCCCAACCCCCUCUGCCAAGCAGCCUGUUCUGAAGAACAACAAGGGUAUUUGCCUUGGUUUGCCGUGUGCAUGGUGUGUUGCCCACACCCCUCUUGGGGGCUACCCACCAGUACUAACCCUAGGAUGCGCCGCUUUCUCCAGUGUAUCUGCUUGUGUUUAGACGUAGAACAUAGAGUGAUAAUUCUAAAUGCAAAAGCUCUAGAAAUGAGAGAUUGAAUCUUGGUGUUCAUCACCUCAGGUAGUUUGGUGUGGUCCAGAAUAAACCCUUGGUCUGCCAUCUGUUUUACCUACCUGAUGUGACACUGAAAACCAAGACCUUCCAGACUUUGAUUUGCUCUAAUCCCUACCACAUCACUAACCUUGUCCCUGGGCCUGGGAUUUGCUAAACUAUUGGGGAAUCUGAAGUUAAUGUCAACUUCUUUUCACUUCUUAGCAGUGACCAGUUGCCCAGGGACUCCCUUUUCUUUAAAAUGUAGAGACCUGUUUUUCAUAGCCUCAGAAUGGUGCAGAUGUACGCUUUUUUCCCUCAGUAGUCUUUAUUGAUGCUUGGCCUUUCAAUGAAGAGAAACUUAAUGUGUUUGGAAGAAAUGGAGGAAGUCAUAGGACAGUAUCUAAUAGAGAAAAUGACUUAUUGGAGCUGUAAGUUGCCACUGAGAAUCUUCCAGCUAUGCUGAUUGAAUCAAAUCACUGUGAUGGAUGGCUUGAAAAUAAGGCUGAAUGUGUGUACACAACUGCUCUGGCCUCCUCCAACCCAGUUUAAAGGAUGCAGGGAAAGCACCCUGCUUUUUCUGCCUCUACACUGUAAUUCCAUUGUUUUCCACUUAAGUAUAUAUGGAGAUAUCUUCUACCAGAACUUUUCCAGGAUUGUUGUGCUAUUGGGUACAAUUGGAGUUAAUGGGUCGUUGGUGUUUACUUCUGCCAAGAAAUAAAGACCUCAAGGGAAAGAAAGCAGUUAUAGUGCAUAAACUGCUCGGCUAUAUCUAGUGAUUACCUCUCGUUUCUGGGACCAGGACUUUAAUAGAUAUGUACACACUACUUUAUGACCAAGUUGGAAGCUCUCAAGCUGGCCUCACACAAACCAGUUGGCUUACAAAUGUUUAACUUUGUCAGGUCUAGCAUAGAGCAGUGACCUGUAGUCUAGAUAGGCCAUGUUGAGGUACCUCCUCCUUACCGUCUGUACUAUGAAAUGUGAAAGUUGUUUGUCA